Apis mellifera (honey bee) is the source of this 2061-nucleotide messenger RNA. It is a transcript of the gene ImpE3, whose product is annotated as enolase-phosphatase E1. The transcript is spliced from 4 exons. Lineage: Eukaryota; Metazoa; Arthropoda; Insecta; Hymenoptera; Apidae. The coding region runs from base 321 to 1682 and encodes 453 amino acids. The record is from RefSeq and is a predicted model, not a curated record.
CCUCGGCGACGCUCGACCGCGAACCUUGAUCCACGCGAGGAAAAUCGACGAAUCGAGGGAACGGCCACACUGGACCGGUCUGGAUCGUUUCAGUUUCGAUAUAACGACGCUCUCACGCGGACUAAUCGGAUUUUUUUCCCCGGAUCGCUCGAUCAUGGCGAUCCUGUGAUCUGGUGCAGUGGUCACAUUCUUAUUGGAAACAGUGUUUUCUCGUGUGCGUUCGUCUCCGUGAUUGGAGAGAUUGGAGAGGAGGUCUUUCCAGACCAGAGAAAAGAAAAGGUAGCGAAUUUAUUCGAAGAGAGAGAUCUGGAAAAGGCAAUAUGAAGAUCUUUUAUUGUUUUUUGAUGGUUGUGCUGUCUCGACAGGUUCUUUGUGGAAUUCUAAGGAACCCACCUGCCUUCUCGAAGCCAGUUUACUCGGAUUCCUAUCUUCCCGCAGCUAUGCAAGUGAUAUUCCACGCUGUCGAGCAAUUGAAACUGCUCCAAUCGGAAGAGAUUAUACACAGCUCGACCAACGCAGCAAAUCCCUCCACCUCGCCGGUCACCCUCCCAGAUCAAGAUCAACAAACGACGUCUCAAGAAGACUCUUCCACCUCGGCCACGACGACUCAAGAGGAGUCGAACGCGGAGGAGGAAGGAUCCACCAACUCGGAAGACUCGUCGAGGAACGAGGAGGAGCAAUGGCCGGGAAACAAGCCGGAAGACUGCAAGAUCGAGGAAGAAGCGAAAGCGGGCGAGGCAUCGACGGAAGGGUCGAAGGUCGAAUCGAAAGGUUCCAAAGUUGAGGGGACGAAGUUGAGCGGCGAAGAGAAGAAAGCGACAAAAAUGGACGAAACGGAAGCAGCAAUGGCGAAACCUGUAGAAUCGACGGAAGAUAGUCGCACGAGAGUGGUGGAAGAAUCGGCAGAGUUGAACGAGGAAACCCCAGAAGCGAACUACGCGACGCCGGAAACGAAUUACGAGAAACCGGAAGAGGUGCACGCCGUGGAAGAAACGAAUCAAGAAGUCGUGGAGGAGAAUCGCGAGGAAUGGGAAAUUUCCUCGGUCGAUACGGAAACGAGGGUGGAAGUGACGACGGCAGCAGCGUCGGCUAAUCCAACCGAUUCGGAUCGAGUAAGCAUGACUGGGAACAGGAGGAAGGAGCCGACCAUCGACAGCGUGGUCCAAGGCGUCUACGAGAUCUUGAAGCCUACCACGUCGAAAUUCGUGGACGAAGAACUGGUUUUCGAGGAGUCGAAAAGCAUCGAGGGGGCUUCGAUCGAGAAAAUGGAGAGGGCCGAGGAGGAGAGUGACGAGAAUAGGUUCACGCGUCUAGGCGAGAAGGUGACCCAAGUUCCAAGGCCGAGUUUGACCAGUUAUCUAAGACGUUCCAAAGUACCACCGAGUGCCACUCUUCAACAACUUGCAAAUCUUUACGACUCGUUGAGCAAGGAUGCUAGAAAACAGGGAUUUGGCAAAUAUACCGGAUACUCGGACGAAGUUCUCAAUACUUUGGAAACUUCUGCCGAGGGUGGUAUAGGGCCCCAGAUGAAGAAGAUUCUCUCCAAGGUGUUGGAACGGAACGAGUUGACCAGGGAGGACGCGAGAAUGAGGGCGUCACAGGCUGUUCGAGACCUCGACAAUCCUUCGAGCAUGCUCAACAAGGAUCUAAGAGCUGUGUUGCCUUUGCGUUAUUCCCCGUAAUCCUAGAUAUUAGAUGUAAUCGAUUCACACGCGUUCCACGAUUAAUUCGACACGUUGAUUUAAGGAUUUGUUAUUUUGAAGAGAAAAUUGAAUAUUCCGUAGCGUAGAGAGAUUGAUCGGAUAAAGUGGAAACGUCUGGUGGGUAAUACUCGUUUUGAUUGGAAAAUUUUAUUAUGGAUUAUUAUAUUAUUAUGGAAAUUGAAAAUUGUUGAAUAUUUUAAAUAGAAUUAAGUAAUUAUUUGAAUCUGAACCUGUUGAAAAUUUACAUUACACUUUCUUCAAGUUCGGUUGAUUUCGAGCGGUGAUAAUAUGUAAUGGAAAUAAAAUUUUAUUAUUUUCUUUUUGUAUAAUUAAUAAUUCAAUAAAACUUUUAUACAUA